GCAUCCUUGGCCGGACAGGCUGAAGUUGUCAAAAUUCUGGUUAAGGAAGGAGCCAAUAUUAAUGCACAGUCUCAGAAUGGUUUCACUCCUUUAUACAUGGCAGCUCAAGAGAACCACAUUGACGUGGUAAAAUAUCUGCUGGAAAAUGGAGCCAACCAGAGCACUGCUACUGAGGAUGGCUUCACCCCGCUAGCUGUUGCACUACAGCAGGGACACAAUCAGGCAGUGGCGAUACUCCUGGAGAAUGACACCAAAGGGAAAGUGAGACUGCCAGCUUUGCACAUCGCUGCCAGGAAAGAUGAUACAAAAUCAGCAGCGCUCCUGCUCCAAAAUGACCACAAUGCUGAUGUUCAGUCCAAGAUGAUGGUGAAUAGAACAACCGAGAGCGGCUUCACACCUUUGCACAUAGCUGCACACUAUGGAAAUGUCAAUGUGGCGACACUUCUGCUCAACCGAGGAGCUGCAGUGGACUUCACAGCCAGGAAUGGAAUCACCCCACUGCAUGUGGCUUCCAAAAGGGGAAACACAAACAUGGUGAAGCUUUUGUUGGAUCGUGGAGGGCAGAUCGAUGCCAAAACCAGGGAUGGACUGACUCCACUCCACUGUGCUGCACGAAGUGGGCAUGACCAGGUUGUAGAGCUCCUCCUGGAACGGGGUGCUCCACUGCUUGCAAGGACCAAAAAUGGACUCUCUCCGCUUCACAUGGCUGCUCAGGGGGACCACGUGGAAUGUGUCAAACAUCUACUGCAGCACAAAGCUCCUGUUGAUGAUGUCACGCUGGAUUACCUGACAGCCCUCCAUGUUGCUGCACACUGUGGCCAUUAUCGUGUCACCAAGCUUCUGCUGGACAAGAGAGCAAAUCCCAACGCUCGAGCCCUGAAUGGUUUUACUCCACUGCACAUUGCCUGCAAGAAAAACCGCAUCAAAGUGAUGGAACUCCUGGUGAAAUAUGGGGCUUCAAUCCAGGCUAUAACAGAGUCUGGCCUCACACCAAUACAUGUGGCUGCAUUUAUGGGCCACUUGAAUAUAGUCCUCCUCCUGCUGCAGAAUGGAUCCUCUCCAGAUGUCACUAACAUUCGUGGGGAGACUGCCCUACACAUGGCGGCACGUGCUGGGCAGGUGGAAGUGGUCCGCUGCCUCUUGAGGAAUGGUGCCCUUGUUGAUGCCCGAGCCAGGGAGGAACAGACUCCACUGCACAUUGCCUCUCGGUUGGGUAAAACAGAGAUUGUCCAACUGCUGCUACAACACAUGGCUCACCCUGACGCCGCAACCACUAAUGGGUACACCCCACUGCACAUCUCUGCCAGAGAGGGGCAAGUUGAUGUAGCAUCAGUUCUCUUGGAGGCAGGUGCUGCACACUCUUUGGCCACCAAGAAGGGAUUCACACCACUGCAUGUGGCAGCCAAAUAUGGAAGCUUGGAUGUGGCAAAACUACUUUUGCAGCGUCGUGCUUCUCCUGAUUCAGCUGGCAAGAAUGGCCUCACCCCACUCCAUGUAGCUGCUCAUUAUGACAACCAGAAGGUGGCUCUACUGUUGCUGGAGAAAGGUGCCUCUCCCCAUGCUACUGCCAAGAAUGGAUACACCCCUCUGCACAUUGCUGCCAAGAAGAAUCAGAUGCAGAUAGCUACCACGCUGCUGAGCUACGGAGCUGAGACCAACAUUCUGACCAAACAGGGAGUGACCCCGCUGCACCUGGCCUCUCAAGAAGGUCAUGCUGACAUGGUUACCUUGCUUCUGGACAAAGGAUCUAAUAUCCAUGUGGCAACUAAGAGUGGAUUGACAUCCUUGCACCUUGCAGCUCAGGAGGAUAAAGUGAACGUAGCUGAUAUACUGACAAAGCAUGGUGCAAACCAAGUUGCCCAGACAAAGCUGGGCUACACUCCUUUAAUUGUGGCUUGUCACUAUGGAAACGUUAAGAUGGUGAAUUUCCUCCUGAAACAGGGAGCCAACGUCAAUGCUAAAACAAAGAAUGGCUACACCCCUCUGCACCAAGCUGCUCAACAGGGUCAUACUCAUAUCAUCAAUGUCCUACUCCAGCAUGGGGCCAAGCCCAAUGCCAUCACUGCUAAUGGUAACACUGCCUUAGCGAUUGCAAGGCGUUUGGGAUACAUCUCAGUGGUUGAUACUCUGAAGGUGGUAACAGAGGAGGUCACCACCACCACAACUACUGUGACUGAGAAACACAAGCUGAAUGUACCUGAGACGAUGACUGAGGUCCUGGAUGUUUCAGAUGAGGAAGGUGAUGACACAAUGACUGGAGAUGGGGGAGAAUACCUCAGGCCAGAGGACUUGAAAGAACUAGGUGAUGACUCUUUGCCCAGCAGUCAGUUCCUAGAUGGUAUGAGCUAUCUGAGGUACAGCUUGGAGGGAGGCCGAUCUGACAGCACUAUGCCCAGCCUGCGGUCCUUCAGUUCAGACAGGUCCCACACGUUGAGCCAUGCCUCCUACCUGAGGGACAGUGCCAUGAUUGAUGAUACAGUCAUAAUCCCCAGCCACCAGGUAUCAACUCUGGCCAAGGAAGCUGAAAGGAAUUCGUAUCGCUUAAGCUGGGGCACUGAAAACUUGGACAAUGUGGCGCUUUCUUCAAGCCCUAUUCAUUCAGGCCGCUCCUCUCCAUGCCUUGAUCAUGACAACAGCAGCUUCCUGGUUAGCUUCAUGGUGGAUGCCCGUGGUGGUGCUAUGCGAGGUUGCAGACACAACGGGUUAAGGAUCAUUAUUCCGCCUCGGAAAUGCACUGCCCCAACACGAGUAACCUGCCGGUUGGUCAAACGCCAUAGACUGGCCACCAUGCCACCGAUGGUGGAAGGAGAAGGUCUGGCCAGCCGUCUGAUUGAAGUUGGACCUUCUGGUGCUCAGUUUCUUGGUAAACUUCAUCUGCCUACGGCUCCUCCCCCACUUAAUGAGGGAGAAAGCUUGGUCAGCCGAAUCCUUCAGCUGGGGCCUCCUGGGACCAAAUUUCUUGGGCCUGUGAUCGUGGAGAUCCCCCAUUUUGCAGCUCUGCGUGGGAAAGAGAGAGAGCUGGUAAUCCUGCGCAGUGAGAAUGGGGACAGCUGGAAGGAGCAUUUCUGUGAAUAUACCGAGGAUGAACUGAAUGAAAUCCUCAAUGGAAUGGAUGAAGUACUUGAUACUCCGGAGGAGCUUGAGAAGAAGCGUAUCUGCCGUAUCAUCACCAGGGAUUUCCCACAGUAUUUUGCAGUGGUGUCCCGGAUCAAACAGGACAGCAACCUCAUUGGACCUGAGGGAGGUGUGCUUAGCAGCACUGUGGUACCACAAGUGCAGGCAGUCUUUCCAGAGGGAGCGCUAACCAAGCGAAUUCGUGUCGGCCUCCAGGCCCAACCUAUGCACAAUGAACUUAUAAGGAAGAUUUUAGGGAACAAGGCAACCUUCAGCCCUAUAGUCACCCUGGAGCCAAGAAGGAGGAAAUUCCACAAGCCAAUCACAAUGACUAUUCCUGUCCCCAAAGCCUCCAGUGAUGGGAUGAUGAAUGGUUAUGGGGGAGAAACACCCACUUUAAGAUUACUAUGCAGCAUAACAGGUGGAACUACCCCUGCUCAAUGGGAAGAUAUUACAGGAACAACACCAUUAACAUUUGUCAAUGAAUGUGUUUCCUUCACAACAAACGUAUCUGCCAGGUUUUGGCUGGUAGACUGUCGGCAGAUACAGGAAUCUGUUACUUUUGCCUCCCAAGUGUACAGAGAGAUUAUCUGUGUGCCCUACAUGGCCAAAUUUGUUGUAUUUGCCAAAUCACAUGAUCCCAUAGAAGCUCGAUUAAGGUGCUUCUGCAUGACAGAUGACAAGGUGGAUAAAACGCUAGAACAACAAGAAAACUUUGCAGAAGUUGCCAGAAGCAGGGAUGUAGAGGUAUUAGAAGGAAAGCCUAUCUACGUUGACUGCUUUGGCAAUCUGGUACCACUAACAAAAAGUGGGCAACAUCAUAUAUUCAGUUUUUAUGCCUUCAAAGAAAAUAGACUUCCACUGUUCGUCAAGGUACGAGACUCCACUCAAGAACCUUGUGGGCGACUAUCAUUUAUGAAGGAGCCAAAAUCUACUAGAGGGCUAGUUCAUCAAGCCAUCUGCAACUUAAAUAUCACAUUGCCACUUUACACAAAGGAAUCGGAAUCAGACCAAGAGCAGGAAGAAGAGGUUGACAUGACCUCAGAAAAAAAUGAUGACGAGACAGAAUCUACAGAAACAUCUAUCCUGAAAAGCCACCUGGUUAAUGAAGUCCCAGUACUAGCCAGUCCAGACUUGCUGUCUGAAGUUUCUGAGAUGAAACAAGAUUUGAUCAAAAUGACUGCCAUCUUGACAACUGAACCUUCUGAUCAGUCAGGUUCCAUUAAGGUGAAAGAUCUUGGGAAAGCCACUGAAGAAGAGCCAGGAGAGCCUUUUGAAAUUGUGGAAAGAGUGAAAGAGGACUUAGAGAAAGUAAAUGAAAUUCUCAGACAUGGAACCUACGCAAGAGAAGACCAUAUACUGUCGAGGUCCCAUUCUGGACGAGAGUUAGUGGAAGAGGAAUGGGUUAUUGUCAGUGAUGAAGAAAUUGAAGAGGCCAGACAAAAUGCUCCUUUAGAAGCCAUUGAACCUGCUUGUAUAGAACUUAGGAUAGGAGAAGGAACAACAGAGAUAAGAAAGAAAGACAUGACAGGAAUGGUAGACUAUCUUACCGAGGAUUUAAAAACCUAUUUUUCUCUUCAUGAGGUACAGCCACAAAUAUUCCAAGAAGAUUUAGUAGGAGAGAGAUUUGAAGCUGUAGUUAUAAGCAGGGGUUCUGAAAAAGGAGGACAGGGCUCUCCAACAGCUGAAACUCAAGGUACACAGGAACAACACAAACCAGCCCUGGAAAUUAAAAAACCAAUUAGGAGGAAAUUGAAAGAUAAACAAAGGCAAAAGGAAGGAGAGGGAGAGACACAAAGCAGUGAAGAACCGUCAGGACUAACAAAGUUCAGUUCUGAGGAGUCAUUAGAUGAUGAGCCAGGUUUAACACCUGCAGCUGUUCCUAAUGUUAGCGCUGUAUCCCCUGUAAUAGAAGAAACACCUAUUGGCUCCAUAAAAGACAAAGUAAAAGCUCUUCAGAAGCGAGUGGAAGAUGAACAGAAAGUACGUUCAAAACUGCCUGUCAGAAUCCAACCAAAAGAAAUCACUACUGAGAGGCCUGUUACAAGGCCAGUGCAAGCUAAAAAAAUAGUGCACAAAGCACAGCCACCUGUUUCACCCUCAGCUAAAACAGAAAGACUUGAAGAGACUAUGUCAGUCCGGGAACUGAUGAAAGCCUUCCAGUCAGGACAAGAUCCAUCCAAGAAUAAAUCUGGACUGUUUGAGCACAAAGCUAUCAAACAAAAGCAGCAGCUCUCUGACAAAGAACCAACUCAGAGAGAAGCAGUUUAUUUAGAACGUGAAAUAGAAGAGGUACCACCACCUAGGAGAACAAACAAAAAAGGUAGCCCGCCAGCCAAACAAACCAGAGUCCUUAAGAUAGAUAAAGAUUCCCCAUCAAAAAAAGGAUCAAAAGCUUCUUUUGAUUACCCUAAAGAAGAACCUGUAGAUAGAGACCAGGUAAAAGAACAGAGCUAUAAAAGAACUGAACCUUUCUCUCCAGUAUUUGAUGAAGAAAGUUCCAAGGAGGCAGCAAUUGUGAAGGAAAGUACAGCUGAAGAUGACCAAGGAGACACUGAUUUCCAGAUCAGCCCGGACAGAAAAACCUCAACUGACUUUUCUGAUGUCAUUAAAGAAGAGCUUGAGAAUAAUGACAAGUACCAGCAGUUCCGACAUCUUUCAAUCACUGAGGAGGGAGAACUUCACUUAGAGCAAGUACUGACCAGUCCUUUCAGUGUUACCUCCCCAUCAGAGUAUGUGAAAGAUGGCUUCCUACCUGCUCUCUCCUUACAAAGUGGUGCUUUUGAUGGUAGCUCAGAAAGCCUUAAACAUGAAGGUGUAGCAGAUUCUCCUGGUAGCCUACUUGAGGGAACCCCUCAGAUCAGCUCCGAGGAAAGUUAUAAGCAUGAGGGUCUGGCAGAGACUCCAGAAACAAGCCCUGAAAGUCUGUCUUUCUCACCAAAGAAAACUGAUGAGGAAAUUGGAGAAACAAAAGAAUCCACUACGGUGCAUAGAGUAGUGGAGACAUGUUCGCCAAAGGAACUCUCGCCAAUGAAAGGUGAAAGAGAUAUUGCUGCAGAACAGCUAACUGCAGAUACUGAAGCUAUCAAAUCUCCUUCUGAUCAUUUAUCAGAACAGGUACCUUCAGCCCCUGAGAAAGGGGCAGGCAAACUUACAGAUAGUAGCUCAGCUUCCAUUAUGAAAGAUGUUAGCAGUGCAAAAGAAUCCAAAAUCACUGAACACACACAUGUAACUAAAUCUUCUGAAAUGUAUGACAGCUGUCUAGAGAAAGAUAUGACAGGUGAACAUCAUGUUGUUGUUAGAAGUCCCCAAGGGUUGGAACUUUCCCUUCCUAGUCAUCACAGUGAAAGCGUUAGUCCAGUGGCAGAUGAAUCCCUGGCUAUAAGUCAUAAAGACUCAUUGGAAGCAAGCCCAGUGCUGGAAGAUAACUCAUCACACAAAACACCCGAUUCCCUGGAGCCUAGCCCUAUGAAAGAGUCGCCAUGCCGUGAUUCACUUGAAAGCAGCCCUAUAGAACAAAAAACAAAGGCUGACAUUCUUACAGGACAGGUUCCCCUUCAGUUUUUCCCUACCAGAGCAGAAAUGUUCCCAGAGCUGGCAUCUAUGCGUUCCAGAAUUCUCCGUGACCCUGAUGGAAGUGCUGAAGAUGACAGUUUAGAACAAACAUCCCUCAUGGAGAGUUCUGGGAAAAGUCCUCUUUCACCUGACACUCCAAGCUCGGAAGAAAUUAGCUAUGAAAUUACACCCAAAACUGCAGACUUGCAGGCACUGUCAAAUAUAUCUAAGUCAGCCACAAUCCCUGAAGUCAGUGAAGAACCAGAGGAUGAUUCCGAAAGUGAACCAAAGAAGAGGCUCACUCCGGAAGAGGAGAUGUUUAAAAUGGUGACCAAAAUCAAAAUGUUUGAUGAAUUGGAACAAGAAGCAAAACAGAAAAGAGAGUACAUAAAGGAUAAAAAGCAAGAGGAAUCUUCAAUUCCUGAUUCAGGUGUUACAUGUGAAAAUGAAGUACCAGAGCCAACACCCACUGAAGAAAAACAUAUACCUACAGUAGUGAUGUCUUCUGCGGACACUAGAAAAAGUUCUUCCUCUUCUGAAAGUGAGCCAGAAUUGACUCAGUUGAAAAAAGAAGCUGACUCAGGCCUCUUAAUGGAGCCUGUAAUUCGAGUGCAACCUCCUUCACCACGUCUAUCUGUUGUAGACUCCAGUUCCAGCCCUGAAGAAGCAGGAUUUCAACCUAUUGACCCCAAACAACAUGUUUUCAGGAUGGAGUAUAAAUCAGAAUCAGAUAAGCCAACAAAGGGAGACAAAGAGGAACCGUCUGAGUUUGGUGAUAGCUAUAAAGCUUCUGCUGAAGAAUCAAACAUUUUUCACUCUGAUGCUGGUAUCAUAGCAGAAACUGAUGAAUCAAAGUGUUGUUACAGUACAGAUGAAAGUGAAACAAUUAGCCCUAAUGGCCCAGUGAUCCAACUUGAUGAUGGUUUCUAUCAUGCAGUUGGUGACGAUGCUCAAAAAGAAGUUUGGGUUCAUCAGCCGUUUCCAGCACUACAGCAACACCAUGCUUCUCAGAAACAGACUGAUGCAGCAGGAAAGUUAAAACAUGAAGACCUCAGUGCUUCAGGGGAUGCGUCUGGGAAAGUAUAUGGUCCCUUUGGACAUGAUACUUUUCAUAGUUCUGCAUCACAAGAUGAUGCAUUGGCUGAAGAUGUUUCCCCUGCACGCUCUACUUUGGGAAGUAGUUUGACAAAAUCGGACAAAGAGUUUGAGACAUGCCAAAGUGUUUCUCAUAGUGAGGAUCCUUCCACAGAAUAUUCAUCCCUUAUCACUAAAAAGGAUGAAUUUGAAGGCUAUCCAGCAGAUACUGAUGAAAGUGGUGCUCCACGUAUAACAAGCCCAUAUGAAAAUGUCCCUUCUGAACAUUUUUUCACUAUCUGUGAAAGUGGGAUAGAAACUGAUACAAGGCACAUGACAAGUGCAUCAUCCAGAGAUGCUCAUUCUGUUGCAGUAGAAACAACGAUUGAGGAAACAUUAGUGGCAGAUUCCCUUAGCAUACAUGCUCCUUCAGGUGAAGAUCAAACUUCAGAAGAGAUGUCUAUGGAAAUAGAGUCAAAACAGAAAAUAUCAACUUCGGUGCCUUCAACAGCAGACCCCACAGCAUUAGAUCAAACUGCCCUUCAGUAUAUAAAAAAUGAAGCUGAAAAACUGAUCAGCCAAGUGGUCAUCACCAAAACAGAUGUGGAUUCUGACAGGUGGAGUGAAAUACGUGAAGACGAUGAAGCUUUUGAGGCUCGGGUGAAAGAGGAGGAGCAAAAGAUUUUUGGUUUAAUGGUGGACAGGCGGUCACAGGGUACAACGCCUGAUACCACACCAGCCAGGACACCCACAGAAGAAGGGACACCAACUAGUGAACAAAACCCUUUUCUCUUCCAGGAAGGAAAGUUGUUUGAAAUGACUCGAAGUGGAGCCAUUGACAUGACCAAAAGGAACUAUGCAGAUGAAAGCUUUCACUUUUUCCAAGUGGGGCAGCAGUCUCAAGAAGAAGUUUCUUUAUCUGAAGAAAUAAAAGAGGCCGCAGAGAUGGAAUCUCUUAAACUAGAGAGAUCACCAGCUCCAUUUGCACCUUCAGAAUCAGAUGAAACUGAUAUACAGGGAAAAGAUGCACUUACAAUAGCAUCACCAGUAUCUGAGCCUCCUGAUAAAUCAGAGGAAAUGACUAGCACAGGUGUCAGUGUGGGCACUACAAAAGCUGAACUUAAAUCUAGAAUUCCCAUUAAAAUGGGUAUUUCAGUUUCUUCAAAAUCACCAAAGAAAGAGACUGCUGCCUCUGAAGCUUCUGAAGUAGAUCCCUUCUCCAAGGUGGAAACUGAUGAUGCAUUUGACAGCAGUCAGGUGCCUUGCCCUAUCUCUCCAGAGCAGUCUGUGAUAGAUGUACAGUUAGAGUUUUCCACAGUCACUCGGUCUGUGUAUUCUGAACAGGAUGAUGAGUCUCCAGACUCUUCACCAGAGGAACAGAGAUCCGUGAUUGAAAUCCCUACUGCUGUUCUUGAGAGCAGUGUGCCUUCUUCUGAAAGCAAAUCCAAAAUUCCUGUCAGAACAACUCCUGCUGCACUGCAGUCAUUGCAACAAUCAGAAUAUGAGAUGCUGCCCUCAGAUGGCUUUCUGGACAGCUUGCAAGAUGAAAUAAAGGAUGACCAAACAAAACCAAAGUCUAAAAUUCCUGUCAAAGCAGCUUUCCAAAGAGCUGAGCAACAGUGUGCAUAUACAGAAACAUCUGUCCAGAAGCCACAGUCAACCAAAGCUCUUGACAUGACAUGCAAACUGUCUAUGAAACAAGACAAUCGAAGCAAAUCUGAAUCUGAUGCAAGUAUUCCUAUGAGUCUAAAGACUAGGCAUUCAAUAAAAGCUAGGAGUUAUGCUGAGGUUGAAGCAGAGACCAGAGAGAGGUUGGAUGAGAUGAAGCUUGAGCUAGAAUCAGAUGCUGUGACAACAGCAAGAUCAAAGAUAUUUUCAUCAAGACUGCCAGUUAAAAGCAGAAGCACCACAGCUUCCCACAGUACUGUUAGUCCUACAAAAGAACAUAAGGACUCCUUUUUUGACCUUUACAAAAACUCCAUAGAGUUCUUUGAAGAGAUUAGUGAUGAAGCUUCCAAGUUAGUGGAUAGACUUACCCAGUCAGAAAGAGAACAAGAAUUAAUUUCAGAUGAUGAAAGUAGUAGUGCCCUAGAAGUUUCUGUUAUUGAAAAUGUGCCAUCCACUGAGACUCAGCAUUCAUUUCCUGAAGACAUCUUUGACACCAGGCCCAUUUGGGACGAGUCCAUUGAGACUCAGAUUGAGCGUAUUCCUGAUGAAAAUGCCCAUGACCAUGCUGAAGAUCAACAGGAUGAUCAAGGAAGAACAGAGGAAAGACUGGCACACAUUGCUGAUCAUCUUGGAUUCAGCUGGACAGAAUUAGCAAGAGAACUGGAUUUCACAGAAGAGCAAAUUCACCAGAUCCGAAUUGAAAAUCCAAAUUCACUGCAGGACCAGAGCCAUGCACUUCUGAAAUACUGGCUUGAAAGAGAUGGGAAACAUGCUACAGAUACAAGUCUUACCCAGUGUCUAACAAAAAUCAACCGAAUGGAUAUUGUUCAUCUAAUGGAGACCAGCCACAUGGACUCUGUGCAGGGCCAUGGCGCUCGUACCUAUGCAGAAAUUGAACAAACAAUAGGACUGGAUCAUAGUGAAGGAUUUUCUGCACUGCAGGAGGAACUGUACAGUCCAGGACACAAGAAGGAAGAGGAGCAUUAUGAAGAGAGUGAGCCGUUUGAUCACCCUCCCAUUGUCUCUGAGGAAGACACUUCUGUCAGUUAUGCUUCCUUUCAGGAGGGCGCUCCCAGGACUGAGACAGACAUACCGGUUUCAGAGCUCCUGCGACAAGCACACAAAGAGCGAGUGCAAGCUGAGUUCUGUGGGAAACCACAGGAUCUGCCAGAAGAUUCAUCAGCUGCACAACAGGAGUACUUUGUCACAACUCCAGAAACAGAAGAAUCCAUAGCACCAAAGGCUGAAAAAUCAGCAGGCUUUGCAAAGGAAAAAUCUAAAGGCUUCACCACAGCUUCUGAAGAGCAUGCAGGGCCAUAUGUUCAGACUCCAUCGUCCAGUGAGCGAGGUGACUCUCCCAUUGCACAAGAACUUGAGGACCUCCAGCUCUCCCAAGAAGAACUUUCCCCAAGGAGAACUAGUCUGGUUAUAGUGGAGUCAACUGAUGAACAGCCAGCAAAGUUUGAAAGACAUUAUGACGAUGAAUCUUUUGAAAAGGAGCUAGCAGAGGAAUUAGGUGAGCUAGAGACCAGCUCAGAUGAAGAAGAAACGGUAACUACCAGGGUCAUUCGCCGCCGGGUGAUUAUUCAGGCCGACGAUAUGCCAGAAAUACCACCGGAAACGAUAACAGAGGAGCAGUACACAGAUGAACAUGGCCACAUUGUGGUGAAGAAGGUCACCAGAAAGAUUAUCAGGCGACAUAUUUCACCAGAUGGCACAGAAAAAGAGGAAGUCCUAAUGCACGGAGCACCACAAGAACCUGUUAUGAUUGAAGAAGGAGAUGGGUAUUCUAAAGUCGUAAAGCGGGUUGUGCUGAGGAGUGACAUUGAACAGUCUGAGGUGACAUUCUCUGAACCCAGUGUUCUGACGGGUGCCUCAGAAUUUCAGGCUGAACCAGUGGAAGGCCGGAAGGUCAGUAAAGUUGUAAAGACCACAGUGGUACAAGGAGAGAGAAUGGAGAAGCACCUGGGUGAUGCUAGUUUAGCCACUGAUCUUCCAUCAGCCAAAGAAGACUUUGAAGAGGCUUUGAGUUUUACAUGUAACCAAAUGAAAGUCCAACUCCCAACUUUAGUAGAGAAAGAGAUCAUAAAAGAGGAUGGAUCAAUUAUUAAAAGGACAACAAUGAAUAAAUCCAGCUCACAGAAGAGGACUGUGGUGACGGACCAGUAUGGAAAACAUGUUCUUGUGGAACAGCUGGAGAAUAGACCAGAAGCACGGGAUGACUUCCAGCAUGACCUCCAGCAACUUCUUAGACAUUUUUGCAAAGAGGACUGGAAACAAGAGGCCAAAUGAGAAGCUACCACAUCUCACUACCCCCACCACCUAUCCAAUAUGCAGCAUUCACUCUCGUCUAUAGAUAUAAACUUCAUAAUUUACGUAAUCUCUGGAAGUCACUGACAUUUCUUCUUAAGGCACCUACAAUGAAUUCAAUUUUCCUUUCUUUUCUUUUUGUACCUGUAAGCUAAUUUGUGACCAAAGAUAGCAUCCUUCAUUCAGGAUGGUUUAUCCACUAAGUCAUCACCUUUGUGCUGUAUUGGGAACUUGUGAACUUUGCCACGUUGCUGUUCCAUUGCUUCUGCACUAGCUCCAAUCUCAUCCACAGGCCUCUUAUGUACAUGCAUCAUAAAAAAGGCUAUUAACAUGUAAACUGUACAUAGCUAAAGUGCUUGGACUUAAAGACCUCAAAAAAAGAAAAAACCCUGCCCAUUAUGACUACUUUUAGCAUCGUGGAUUACAAGGUCUAUUGAAACGGCUGAACAGCAAGUAACAACAAAUAUUGCUAACACAAGAUACUCUGAGGAGGAAGCACUGCAUACCUUUUGCAUCCUUAGGACUUCCAGUUUAGUGAUCUCUUAGGAAAAGGCUCUACGAGUCAGUCUGAUAACCUUGAAACACAACUGUUCCCAUGGCAUUACAGCUGACUGUGGCUAUCAAUACUACUAAGAUUCUUGGACAGCCACUUAAAGAAGCAAAUAAUACCCAAUUAGGUAAUCAACUUGCUAGCAGCUAUAUCUAUGGCAUAUUUGUAUCUGGUAUUAAAAUCUUUUAGAUCUGGACAGGUGGCAGGGUGUAUUAAACAGCUAUAACUACAGUAGUUUUCUGUUUUCAUCACUGCUUUAGCAAACCACAUUGUCUUAUUGGUGGUACUUCCUGCUGGCCACUGCACUGUAGAUAAUUCUAUGGGAGAAAAGACUUACCUACUAUACAAAAAAAAAAAAAAAAAGCUUAGACUCAUUCACCAUGUUUUAUCAAGAUUGCCUCUUAUCUGAUACAUGCAUGUGGCAUUUAAAAAUCAAAUCCUCUUGUAAUCAUGUCAGAGGCUUGUUAACCCUCUUAGCACUGAGCGAGCAGUUUUUAUCUUCCAAUUAACUUUUUCUUUAAAAAAAAAGUCACUGACUAGGGCAUAAAAAUGCUUGAAACCUUCAAUUUUGUUAAUAUUUGAUUUCUAUUUCUAAACUGACCCUCUCAGAAUUAUAACAGCAUCCCUGCACUUUUAUUUUGAAAGAAGGGAAUAUAAAAAUCGGAAAUAUUUUUUGUCCUAUACUUUAUUCUACUAGUGGUUGGAUCGCUGUAGCAUUUUAACAUAUAUAAUAUAUAAACACACACAUAAAUGUACAUUUUGAAUCAAUUAUUUGAUAAAGAAAAAGUAUAUUCAGAGAAGAUGAAAAUGAGUCAAGUCCACCUCGGGUUGAUAUUUUUUCAAACGUAUCUGGCCUUUUACUCUUGUAGAAAAAUGAAUCACUCAGUGCUCAGAACAUUUUAAAAAAAAUACUACCCACCCAUCAAACAAUGAUACUUCCUCAUUAGAGGGAAAACAUCUUGGGAGAUUUGGCUUCCUGCAAGCAAAGCAACCCAAGGCACCGUACUAAUGUUUUUUUUUUUGGCAGUCAGAUGGGAAACAAGAAUUGUUGGUAGCCAAAAUAAAAGAAAACAAGGAUGAAACAUUUCAAGACACACCAUGGCUUUCUAAUUGUCAAGGACAGCACUGGAUGACCUUCAAGAACAGGGCUGUAAAGAAAUGCAUUUCUGUUGUGUUAUUUGCGGUGCAGAUGAUGUUCUGUGUAACAACAUAAUGGUUAUUCACCUUUUGAUUUUUUUGCUGUGUUAUCAAAGAACUUGAAUACUGUGAGAAGAAGUGAUUUUUAAGUUAAUGAAUCAGCAUCUUGUUCCCAUGGUGAUAACACUAAUUGAAUAUAUCUAUGAGGGCAUGUAUUAGUUAAAUAAACCUACAGCACUAACAAUACAUAGCUGCAAUGUGUACAAUGGCUGAUUUAAUUAAAUAAAAUAUACAAGUGUUAAAUGUA
Chelonoidis abingdonii (Abingdon island giant tortoise) is the source of this 13715-nucleotide messenger RNA. The record is from RefSeq and is a predicted model, not a curated record. Lineage: Eukaryota; Metazoa; Chordata; Testudines; Testudinidae.